Messenger RNA from Ficedula albicollis (Collared flycatcher), 337 nucleotides. RefSeq names its product up-regulated during skeletal muscle growth 5 homolog (mouse) (gene ATP5MK). The coding region runs from base 36 to 215 and encodes 59 amino acids. Lineage: Eukaryota; Metazoa; Chordata; Aves; Passeriformes; Muscicapidae. The transcript has 3 exons. The record is from RefSeq and is a predicted model, not a curated record.
UAAUUGUCGUGUACUGUUCGUUAGGACAAGCAGCCAUGGCUGGCCAUGACUCGGGAUCUCAGCACCAGUUCACUGGAUUUCAGAAGUACUUCAAUUCCUAUACCAACAUAGGCAGGAGGAAUUAUGUAAUAGCAACAUACACAAGUGUUGCACUCCUUGUCUUGUAUUUCAAGUUUAGGCCUAAGAAGCAAACUCCUGCUGUGACAGAUAAGUAAAAGGUUCCUGGCAUGUCUGAACCUCCAAUCUGUGUCCAUGUAAUGCAAGCUGAUGACCUCUUGUGGCUAAUAAAAUAUAAAUAAUUACUUGUUUUAUUGGAAAUACGAAAUAGUCUAAAAAA